Molecule: messenger RNA, 2286 nt
Organism: Scophthalmus maximus (turbot)
Lineage: Eukaryota; Metazoa; Chordata; Actinopteri; Pleuronectiformes; Scophthalmidae
Gene: serinc1
Product: serine incorporator 1
Exons: 10
Coding region: 112-1491 (459 amino acids)
Cellular component (GO): membrane
Source: RefSeq, a predicted model, not a curated record
ACACACAGAUGUGCAUCUGUCCUACCGAGCCCUGCGUCAGAAGAAGAAAGGCAUCGCAUCCUCCAUCUUCUGGGACGAUCGGCCGCAGAUUAUAGGAAAACCUCGUCCAUCAUGGGAGCCGUUCUGGGGCUGUGUUCCAUGGCUAGCUGGAUCCCGUGCCUGUGCGGCAGCGCCCCCUGCCUGUUGUGUCGGUGCUGCCCCAGCGGGAACAACUCCACGGUGACUCGUCUGAUCUACGCCUUCUUCCUGCUGCUCGGAGUGGCCGUGGCCUGCAUCAUGCUGAUGCCAGGCAUGGAGGGCCAGCUCAAGAAGAUUCCAGGUUUCUGUGAAGGAGGGAUGGGUUCGUCUAUUCCUGGUGUGGAGGGUCAUGUGAACUGUGAUGUGCUGGUUGGCUACAAGGCGGUUUACCGCGUUUGCUUCGGGAUGGCCAUGUUCUUCCUGCUCUUCUCUCUGCUCAUGAUCAAAGUCAGGAGUAGCCAUGACCCCAGAGCCGCGCUACACAACGGGUUUUGGUUCUUUAAGUUUGCUGCAGCUACUGCCAUCACUAUUGCAUCAUUUUUCAUCUCAGAAGGUCCCUUUACUACUGUGUGGUUCUAUGUCGGCAUGGCUGGAGCCUUCUGCUUCAUCCUCAUCCAGCUGGUGUUACUCAUUGACUUUGCACAUUCCUGGAAUGAGUCUUGGGUUGAGAAGAUGGAGGAGGGCAACUCUCGCUGCUGGUAUGCAGCUCUGCUCUCAGUCACUGCCCUCAACUACCUGCUCUCUCUGGUGUCUUUGGUCCUGUUCUACGUCUACUACACCCACUCUGGCGGUUGCACUGAGAACAAGGUCUUCAUUAGCAUCAACAUGCUCCUCUGCCUCACUGCCUCCGUCCUAUCCAUCCUGCCUCAGAUCCAGGAGUCCCAGCCCAGGUCUGGUCUGCUGCAGUCCUCCCUGGUCACCCUGUACACCAUGUACCUGACAUGGUCGGCCAUGACCAACGAGCCUGACAGGAACUGUAACCCGAGCCUCCUGGGUAUCAUCGGGCUGAACAGCACCAGUCCUGCAGGUCAGGACCACGUGGUUCAGUGGUGGGAUGCCCAGGGGAUUGUGGGAUUGAUCCUUUUCCUCAUGUGUGUCCUCUACUCCAGUAUUCGUAACUCGUCCAACGCCCAGGUGAACAAACUGACCCUGACCAGCGACGAGUCGGCUCUGAUCGAGGACGGGCCUCAGGGCGACAGCUUCGAGGAGGCCGGUGGCCUCAGCAGAGCUGUGGAUAACGAGAAGGACGGCGUCACCUACUCGUACUCCUUCUUCCACUUCAUGCUGUUCCUGGCCUCUCUCUACAUCAUGAUGACGCUCACCAACUGGUACAGCCCGGACUCCAACUAUGAGGCCAUGACCAGCAAGUGGCCAUCAGUGUGGGUGAAGAUCUCCUCCAGCUGGAUCUGCAUCGCCCUCUACGUGUGGACCCUGAUGGCUCCACUGGUCCUGGUCAACAGAGACUUUGACUGAAACACACACACCGUCCCACCGCUCGUGCUCACACACACACUCAUGCACUGCUUCACCCACAUGUCGUUUCAGUAGAACAGUAGGUAGCAUCAGUUCAGUUUGGUGUGGUGGCUUGUCAGUGCUGACUGUCGCAGCCCAGCCCAGCCUCAUCUGGUGUAAUGUCAUUGUGAACCCACAGCAGUUUGUUGAUAAAUCCUGUGUUGUCCCUGUGAUGAUUAUUUUCUUUCUAUAAAGACACAGCUGCAUGCUUUUCCUUGAAAACUUGAUGUGACAUUAACAGUAGCUGUAUACGAAGCUUUUGUGACGGGCAGAGGAAAGGCUUUGGGCAGCGACAGUUGAACUGUAGUAUUACAUACGGAAAUGCUGUUGCAUCUAAAAGAAGAUGUGCUGUUGUGAUGCAGAUGGACUUGUGGACUCCAUCUCCAUGGCUCAGACACAUGGAAGCAGGAGGGUCGUGGUUCACUAACUCCUACCAUUAGUGCUGUGUGUUGUUAAAGCUCUACCUGCUGUGUUCACUCUGCAGCGCACACACUCCUCAGCGCAUACUGAACUAAAACAUCCCUGUAUUUGUUGCUUCUGAUUUGCAUUGAAUUUUGAUUUAAAUGUCAAAAUGAAAGUGAUUGUUUGAAAACUACUAAGUUAUAAAGUGGUGUUUAGCUUUAGCAUGUAGAUCCUCACAUUUAGCAGAGAUUGUGAUUAUAUAUUUGUUUUAUUGUGUCUCCUGUGCUUUUAUCCUAAUAUCAUUUCUCUUGACCUGUAUAAGUAUAAGUGCUCUAAUAAAACGGAGGAAAAGAA